Messenger RNA from Syngnathus typhle (broad-nosed pipefish), 4312 nucleotides. RefSeq names its product StAR related lipid transfer domain containing 5 (gene stard5). Gene Ontology annotation, molecular function: lipid binding. The record is from RefSeq and is a predicted model, not a curated record. NCBI's taxonomy places the organism in Eukaryota, Metazoa, Chordata, Actinopteri, Syngnathiformes, Syngnathidae. The transcript is spliced from 6 exons. Bases 440 to 1081 code for a protein of 213 amino acids.
CCCCACCCCCCAACAUGAGUCGACUCGACAAAUUUUUCUUUCUUUUGCAACGUAGUACGCGGGGCAUUCGUGCCUUUACAUUGCGUUGGGGGUGGAUUUAUAGUUAUUGAUAGUUAUAGCUGUGCUUGCGAAGUGUUGUAUUCAAUACGUACUCAACGAGCUUCCUGUUCAGUCAGUGAUGUCCAGCACAUUUCAUUCAUUGUGGCUAACGCUAGCUUCGGAUUGGUCAAAGAUCGCCUGAACAGAAUUUGGCCGACGUGCUUAACGUAUAUUUUUUACCACUAUUCACUACAUUAUACGAAACACCAUAAUGUACUCUUUCUAUACGUUUUUUAUUUUCAGAGAAAAUGGUGGUGAAAGUUAACUAGUAAGUCAAAUGAAAACUGCUGCAUUUAUUUAUGGUACGCUCUAAAUUGUAACUUCCAACUGCUUAACUACCAUGGAUUAUGAACAUAAGGCGAAUGUGGUGGCUGAGUGUUUGCAGAGCUACAGGAACGAUGAAUCCGGAUGGAAAGUCUGCAAAAAAUCGAAUGACGUCAUUGUAUCAUGGCGACCUUCGUCCGAGUUCCCAGGGAAUGUCUAUAAAGGGGAUGGAGUUAUAAAUGACACCUUAGAGAAUGUAUGGGAGUGUCUGAAACCGGUACCAAAAGGGCUCAGAGUCAAGUGGGACAAUAAUGUGAAGAAGUUUGAACUUUUGGAACAAAUCACAGAGGACAUCUCCGUCUGCCGAACAGUCACACCCUCAGCAGCUAUGGGUAUCAUAGCGCCUCGAGACUUUGUUGAUGUCAUUUUAAUUAGGCAAUAUGAAGACGGCACAAUUUCUUCGAAUGCCACUAACGUGAGUCAUCGGGGCUGCCCUGUUCAGUCAGGUUACGUGAGAGGGUUCAAUCAUCCGUGCGGCUGCAUCUGUGUCCCUAUGUCAGCAGAGCCCAACAAAACCCAAGUCCUCACUUUCUUCCAGACGGACCUUGGUGGCUUACUCCCUCGCUCUGUGGUCGACUCCUUUUUCCCUUCCAGCAUGACAGAGUUUUACAGCAAUCUGACCAAGGCUGUUAAAUCACUAAAAACUAAAAACAUUUGAAUUUUCAUCCAUUUUGUAUAUCUCCUGUCACCAUUAGGGUGACGGACGGGUGAGCUAGAGGCUAUUGGCCACUGUCAUGCAAGGCUUGUUUGUACCAUUGAUUGAUAGCCCGUCAAUUGCAGGGAUCAUACUGUACAAAACACGCAUUCACACUUACAUUCACACCCAUGGAAAAAUAAGGCUUCUAAUAUCUAAUUGAACUCAAAAAGAAUUGGAAGGCAUAGGUCAAUUUCUUUGCAUUCGUUGUAUACUAAAGACAUUUGGCUCUGGAAAUUCAACAAUAUUAUCAAUGCCUACUAUAUAAUUGAUAUGGCAGCCCCUGUAGCAGAUGUAAACAUAAUUCCAAAAACAUUCACUUGCGGCUUUCAUAUAAACCUUUAUUUCUAUUAACAGUCAAUAUCUAUUUUUAAAAUUCUACCAGGGAGACGAGUGCGUUUGAAACAGCCUUGAUUUAAUUAGUCCUCCAAUAUGAGUUGAAGCCUUCAAAAUCUUCAUCCCCGCUGUCCACACAUAUUUUAGCCACAAAUCCCCAUCUAAUACUUCUCCAGGUUCGAAGUCCUCACUUAUUUUGAAAUUCCUACAUCUACUGUGCUUGAAAAAAAUUCCAGGAAAUUCUACGAGCAGACGGUGCUGUCACAUGUUAAUUCUGAUGCAUUUCAUUGGCUAUGAGAUUGACAAUUAGUCAAGGAAAACAAAAACGAUGUAUUUGCGGAUAGAACAUAACAGCACUCUAGUGGUUGAAACGUGGUAAUGCGCUCCAGGCUUAAACCGGUUAAGCAACACAGAAGAAAAUGACUUUAUACACAAGGUCAAUCAAUAUAAUGCCCGCUAAAGAAAAAAUAACUAAAAAAUAAAAAUUAACGCUCCUCCAUUGGGAGCAAAUGAACACAUAAAAUGGCAAUGUCAUUCAUCUUUCAUAGACACGCGUUAUGGAAAAAGCACACAAAAAACUCUCCAAAGACUAACACUUUCAGCAGGUCUUAAAUAUCAUAACAGCAUCCAAGUCUUUAUUUCCUUAACAACUUGCUCAUUGCACGGGUCACUCUCCCUUCUUGCUCUAACCAUAAUGCAAAGACACCCACUGCCCACCCCGGAUUUGCGCUUACCCCAAGAGUGACUAUUUUGGUCUGAAAAAGUCAGAAGUACGCAGUUCGGUGGAAAAGUCUCAUAUGAAGCCAAUAUUGGAUUAUAUUCCAAAACACACAAGCAUGGUUAUUGAUUAUUGAUUGUCAUUUAUGAUAUCAUCAAAUUUUGAACUGGUUAAAAAAAAAUUCUGCAAUUGCAAACUUGAACAAACCCUGCUGAAAAGUCAAAAUACGGUCUCUGCACAAACACUGGCAAGACAAUUAACUGGGCUCUCACUUUAACACAUUAAAUAAUUAAUUAUACUGCCAGUUAACAUGCUUAAACAUUAACGCAAUUACCGUAAUUUAGUAUAAGUCGCACCAGCCAUAAAAUGCCCCAAAAUGUGAAAAAAACAUAUAUAAGAACAGACAUGAACGAGCAACAACAGGCUAAACGAUACGGUAUGCUAACGUGACAAACACAACUGAGGAGCUGAGAACGGGCCUGAUGUAACAUUCAGUUACUUAAAAAAAACUAUUACAUAAAUAACACGUUUAUAAAACCAUCUGUGUCACUCCAAUUCAUUAAAUCCAUCGAUCGUCCUUUGUCAACAAUGCCGUGUGCCGCGCCGCAGUUCAAAUUAUUCCACAGGGCCAUACAACGAUAUAUGAACUAUAUUUUAAAUAACUAUCACAGAAACAACAAUAUUAUCAAACCAUUUGUGUCACUCCAAAUCAUUAAAUCCAUCGAUCAAAUUUCUCGUCUUUUAUCGAUCGUCCUUUGUCAACAAUGCCAUGUGCCGCGCCGCAGUUCAAAUUAUUCCACAGGCCCAUACAACGAUAUAUAAACUAUAUUUUAAAUAACUAUCACAUAAACAACAAUAUUAUCAAACCAUUUGUGUCACUCCAAAUCAUUAAAUCCAUCGAUCAAAUUUCUCGUCCUUUGUCAUCCUGGUGACAGAGGAAAUGUCCAGAGGAUAUGGCGCUUUAAAGUGUUAAUUUAUUUGAUUUUUUUCUCUCUAUUUUUCAUGUUUUGAAUAUGUUCAAGAUAAAGAUAUUAAAGCAUGUGAAGUGAUCAACUAUACUAAAAAUAACAUGUGAAGUGGUCAAUAUACUUGUAAGUGAUGUGUUAAUGAUCAAGUAAAAAUUUGUGGAAAAAAACAUAAGUCGCUCCUGAGUAUAAGUCGACCCCCCCCACCCAAACUAUAUAUAAAAAAAAAAAACGCGACUUAUAGUCCGAAAAUUACGGUAUUAAGUAUUGUUUGUCUUAGUUUCUGUCUUUAACUGUCGCCCCCCCCACCCAAACUAUGAAAAAUACCGUGAUUUAUAGUCCGAAAAUUACGGUAAUAAUGAUCGUCAAGUCAAUGUGGAAGCAGUUGUAUUUCGGCUCUUUGAACACCCAUAGCUCCAGUAGCCCAUUACCUCAGUCCUGCAUGCCAAAUCAUAAGCAAAUGCAUUACUCAACAUCUCCCCAAUACUCUCAUGGUUAUUAUUUUUUUAACAGCUUACCUUCCAGUUACUCAAUGUUCUAUUCAGUUCAUAGUCUUAAUGGACUUCUAAAGAUCUGUCUUUUAAAAAAAAAAAACUCCACUCGUUCAGAAUCUUUGGCUUUUUCGACUGGAUCCAUGCCCUUGGCUUUGAAACUAUUUUAUUUUUUUCAAAGAGACAUUGGAGAGGCCAAUAAAUCCAACUAUGUUUUAAAUGUAUAGUAAGUGUUCUGUGCGUGUUUGCCUGUGAUAUGUGCAUGAUUGUCCUGCGAUUGCAAAUAUGAUUAGACUUUUGCUGAUCUGUGAUGUUAAAACUUGUUUUAUGGGCAUUUGUUUCUGCUAAACACAAAAGCAGACAUUGCAAAAAGCCUAUUUUGAUUAUUUCACACCAUAGAAAUUCUAGUGGUUUCAUAUAGCCUGUGUGUUACCCUAGUAAUCUUGUUUCUAUUGUAGUAAGUUAAUACCUUUAAGAUUGCCUAUCAAAAGGGAGUUUUUUUUACCCCUGGUUGCUCAACCUGUAAUAAGAUAAAAAUGUUUACUCUCAAAUCGUGGGACUUCUGAGUGAUUAUAGACUUUUAGAAGUCCAUAAUAUUAGAAUAAAGUCCAUAAUAUUUGAAUCAGGCUUUCCUGUGCUAUGGAAAGACUUUGCAAGAAAUAAAUACCACAAAAUAUCCCUGAAA